AUGCCCCAAUUUGAGUAUAAUUUUACAAUAUCGUCAUCAUCAUCUUAUGUUCCAAGAUAUGUUCCAAGAUAUCGAACUGGUGCCUAUGCAAUAAUGAUAGCAUUAUACAACGGAUAUUUGAUAAAAGAAGCUCAACAAUAUUGUGACUCAGAUAAAAAAAGAAGUACGCCUAGUAUUGAAAAGGGAAAACAACUAGAGAUUAUUAUUGAAAUUGAAGAUAUUUUGAUUAUAAAACUUGUUUUCACAUUAGAAACAGAAUUGUCUAACAAUAAUUAUAAUGGUGGUUUAUUAAAUAAUGAAUUUGAUAUACUAGAACUUAUAGAUACUUGUGGAUUUGAUAUACUAGAAAUUGAUAGUUAUUGCACUAAUCCUAACUACCCAAUGGAUAUGGAAAGUUCUUUUAAUUCAAUCACUAAUUCUAAACCUAUUGAAUUGGCGCCUGAUUAUGUUAUUGAAAGAAAAAGAUUGGAUAAUUUGAUAGAAAGUAUCAAAGAUGGAAGACUUGGAGAACAAAAGUUUCAUCUUUCUAAAUCUGGUCAUAAUCUAGUUGAUGAUUUAGAAGGUGCUUUAAAACUUGAAAUUGAAAAUAUUAAUGACUAG
This is a messenger RNA of Entrophospora candida, 600 nucleotides long. The record is from the annotation of a GenBank genome assembly. NCBI's taxonomy places the organism in Eukaryota, Fungi, Glomeromycota, Glomeromycetes, Entrophosporales, Entrophosporaceae.